This is a messenger RNA of Trichoderma breve, 999 nucleotides long. Its product is annotated as PQ loop repeat domain-containing protein. The coding region runs from base 1 to 999 and encodes 332 amino acids. The record is from RefSeq and is a predicted model, not a curated record. Gene Ontology annotation, biological process: basic amino acid transmembrane export from vacuole. NCBI's taxonomy places the organism in Eukaryota, Fungi, Ascomycota, Sordariomycetes, Hypocreales, Hypocreaceae. The transcript has 5 exons. Gene Ontology annotation, cellular component: fungal-type vacuole membrane.
AUGGCUCCUCCAACGCAGACCUUCAACCUCGAUGUUGAGGCAAUCUCGGGCAUUUGCGGAUCCAUCUCCAUAGCCUGUUGGGUGGUCGUUUUCUCUCCGCAAAUCAUACAAAACUUCCAACGCAGCAGCGCCGACGCUCUUUCGAUUCAAUUCAUCAUUGCUUGGCUCCUGGGAGAUGUCUUCAAUAUCCUCGGAGCCGUUUUGCAGGGAGUUCUCCCCACCAUGAUCAUCCUAGCCAUCUACUACACCAUUGCCGAUCUCGUACUCCUCUGUCAGCUGUUUUACUAUCGCGGAUUUACGUGGCGCGACGAGCCGACUCCAUCCCCGCCCAAGACAAAUGGCCACUCUUCGACAUCGGCGGCCGCUCCUGCCCCUGUGGAUGAAUACACUGCCCUUAUUGCCAGAGUAGAGCACCAUGGCCAUCACCGAGAUCACCAUGGCCGGCGUGGUUCGGAUUGGUCUGGCUUCUCGCCAGCAGUGCCGCAUCUUCUCGAGCCACCGACCACUCCGCAGCCACCGCCGACUGCCUUCCAAACCAUUGUCUGGAAUUCAGUUGUCAUAAUUAUGGUAUGCGCCGCUGGAGUCGCAGGAUGGUUCUUGGGCGAAAGGGCCUCUGGCGACAAGAAAUCUCCCGCUGACGGCGGCGAUAACUCUCUCGAGUUCAACACUUUGGGUCAGGUGUUUGGAUAUAUCUGCGCGGUUCUUUACAUUGCUUCUCGACUGCCACAGCUUAUUCUCAACUGGAGACGCAAGACGACUGAAGGCCUUAGCAUGCUCUUCUUCUUGUUUGCCUGUCUUGGAAAUGCAACCUAUGUCCUGUCCAUUAUUGUCUGGUUGGCCGGCAGCGCCAUUACCCUUUUGAUGGAUUUUGGUGUUUUUGCCCAGUACUUUAUGUACAGGACGGAAGAAGAAAGCGACGAAGAAGAAGUCCGCCCCGAAGACGACACCAGCGCCAUUGACGAGUCUUAUGAUAACAGACCAUUGCUUGAUCGAGGCUGA